AAAAAUAAUUAUUUUUGCGGACACGAAUGCAUAUUUUCAAUAUAGCUAAAUAGAGGCGUUGGGAUCCGAAUGCUAAUCUCUCUCUCUCUUCUCUUUUGUUUCUCUCUCAAGGCACUCUUUGUCGCUUAUCGGUUUCACGUUCUUAGUUUCUCGCCGCAGAGGCAAAUUUCUCACCAGCCAAGAAAGAGAGAGAAAGCGAAGGAAAAUUUUAAUUUAAUUUUUAUUUUUCUUAAGAGACGGAAAAAAAAAAAAUCUUUAGAGAGAGAGAGAGAGAGAGAGAGAGAGAGAAGAAGAAGAAGAAGAAGAAGAAGAAGAAGAUAGGGAAGGCUUGCCAAAAGGACCGAAGGAGAUAAGGAUUGCAAACCCUAGCAAUCAGGGAGGAUAAUAAUAUUACGGCUCAGUGAGACUAUCUUACUUCUGUAUUUUGUCCUCGAUCUGGUUCUGAAGGACUCCCUAGGGAUUCAAUCGCGGAUUGUUUGCGCCGCGCAUGUGGUUUGUGUUGCCACUUUUGAGUUCUGUUGUGAAGUUUUGAGGUGGUUUGGGCAGGUUUGUGGACUGGGAAGAGGGUUUAGGGAAGAUCUGAGCGGUGGUUUUUGUUUUGGGAAUAUUUAGUUCCGUGUUUGUUGUGCAAAGGGUUUUUGGGGUGGGCGGGGCCGUGGCUGCCCAUGCGAUUGUGUUGGUUUUCAUGCCGCCUGAACCAUUGCCUUGGGAUCGGAAGGACUUCUUCAGGGAGAGGAAGCACGAGAGGUCGGAGUCCCUAGGUUCUGUGACCAGAUGGAGGGACUCGUCCCAUCACGGAUCGCGUGAGCUCAAUCGGUGGGCAACGACAGAUUUUCGCAGACCACCAGGUCAUGGUAGGCCGGGUGGUUUGCACAUGUUCUCUGAAGAACCUGGCCAUGGAUAUGCGCCGUCUAGGUCCAGUGAAAGGAUGCUUGAAGAUGAGAACUGGCGGCCGUCUAUUUCACGUGGGGAAGGAAAGUAUGGUAGAAACAAUAGGGAAAACAGAGGCUCUUAUAACCAGAGAGAUUGGAAAGGCCAUUUGUGGGAAACAGCCAAUGGGUCUCCAAACACACCUGGAAGGGUUCACGAUGUGAACAAUGAACUGAGGACUCGGGAUGACUUGGCUACUUAUUCAUCUCAUUCAACCUCGGACUUUGGGAACACAUGGGAUCAGUUUCCAUUGAAAGAUCAGCAAGAUAAGAUUGGUGGUUCUGAUGGGCUGGGUACAGGCCAGAAAAGUGAGAGAGAUAACUCUUUGGGUUUAAAUGAUUGGAAGCCUCUUAAAUGGACUCGUUCUGGAAGUUUGUCCUCACGGGGUUCAGGUUUCAGCCACUCAAGUAGCUCGAAGAGUAUUGGGGCUGUAGAUUCAAAUGAAGCGAAGGUAGAGUUGCAGACAAAAAAUGCAACUCCAGUCCAGUCUCCAUCGGGAGAUGCUACUGCCUGUGUGACAUCUGCUGCACCAUCUGAGGAGACAACUUCUAGGAAGAAGCCACGACUUGGAUGGGGUGAGGGAUUGGCAAAAUAUGAGAAAAAGAAAGUUGAGGGUCCUGAUGUUAGUUUGAAUAAACAAGGAGCUUCUUCUGCUGCUAACAGUAUGGAACAUGUUCAUUCUCUUGGUCCAAACUUGGCCGAUAAAAGCCCUAGAGUUAUGGGUUUUUCAGAUUGUGCAUCUCCUGCAACACCAUCAUCUGUUGCUUGUAGUUCUUCACCAGGUGUUGAGGAGAAAUCAUUUGGCAAGGCAGCAAAUAACGAUAAUGAUAUUAAUAAUUUAUGUGGUUCGCCUGGUAUUGCAUCUCAGGAUCAUGUAGAGGGAUUCUCUUUUAAUUUAGAGAAGUUGGAUUCUGAUUCAAUAAUUAAUUUGGGCCCAUCAAUAACUGAAUUGCUACAAUCUGACGAUGCAAAUGUGGUGAGCUCUUGUUUUAUGAGGUCUAGUGCAAUGAGUAAAUUACUAAUAUGGAAGGGUGAAAUCUCCAAGAAAUUGGAGGUGACUGAAUCUGAAAUUGAUUUACUUGAAAAUGAACUGAAGUCGUUGAAAUCGGAAACUGGAGUUAGCGGUCCGUGUCCAGCAGCUUCCAGUUCUUUGCCUGUGGAGGAUAAUGCAAAAUCUUGUAAGGAGCAGGAUGUUGUUACCAAUUUGAUCCCUCGUCCUGCUCCACUACAAGUAGUUCCUUCUGGGAACACAGUUUUGGAGGAGAUGCCUAUGUGUAAUAGUCAGCAGGAGGAAAUUGGUCCGAAUGCUAAAGAUGAGGAUGUUGAUAGUCCUGGAACUGUGACAUCAAAGUUAGUUGAGCCGCCAUGUUUGGUGAAGGCAGUUUCUCCUUCUGGUAUGCUGAAUGAUGGUGUAGGGCAUUCACAUUCAGUUCAGUUGACUAACAGUGAAGUAAAAUUUGACAUUCCUGAUGAAGGGGAACAAGUGGUUCUACCUGAUCAUCGGGAGGGUAGUUUACUUACAGAGGGUGGAAAAGAUUCACCUGUUUCCAGUGACUUGUGUUCUAUUGGAGUAGAUAUGGUAUGUGAAGGAAUAUUGACGUGUAAUAGAGAAUCAUCUAACAGAGCAUUUGAUGAAUUGAAUAAGCUAUUGCCGAGACAUCAAUGUAAGUUUGAGAUUUCUGGAGUUGGCAAAUCCUCAAAUGGGCAAAAUGAUUCAUUAAUUAAAGAGAAAUUUGCAAUGAGGAAGAGGUUUUUAAAGUUCAAGGAGAGAGUGAUUACCUUAAAGUUUAAAGCUUUUCAACACCUUUGGAAGGAGGAUAUGCGAUUGCUAUCUAUAAGGAAAUGCCGAGCAAAAUCUCAGAAGAAGUUUGAGUUAAGCUUGCGGUCAAUGCAUGGUGGUUACCAAAAGCAUCGUUCUUCUAUUCGCUCCCGUUUUUCUUCACCUGCAGGAAAUCUGAGUCUGGUCCCUACGACAGAAAUUCUUAAUUUUACAAGCAAGUUGCUGUUGGAUUCUCAAGUCAGGCGUUACAGAAACACCUUAAAGAUGCCGGCCCUAAUUUUGGACAAGAAGGAACAGGUUGUGUCAAGAUUUAUAUCUAGCAAUGGAUUAGUUGAAGAUCCCUGUGCUGUUGAGAAGGAAAGGGCUAUAAUCAAUCCCUGGACACCGGAGGAAAAAGAAAUUUUUAUGGAUAAGCUAGCCACCUUUGGUAAGGAUUUCAGAAAAAUAUCUUCUUUCCUUGACCAUAAGACUACUGCUGACUGUGUUGAGUUCUACUACAAGAAUCACAAAUCUGAUUGUUUUGAGAAAACUAGGAAGAAAUUGGAUAUCAGUAAGCAAGGGAAGUCCAUCUCUUCUUAUACCUAUUUAGUUCCAUCAGGGAAGAAAUGGAAUCGUGAGAUGAAUGCAGCUUCCCUUGAUAUCCUUGGUGCUGCUUCCGUGAUGGCAGCUCAUGCUGAUGGUAGUGUGAGAAAUCGGCAGGCAUAUUCUGGAAGGUUGUUUCUGGGAGGGUACACUGAAUCUAAAACCGCAUGGGGUGAUAAUGGCACUGUUGAACGACCAUGCAGUUUUGAUGUUGUUGGGAAUGAAAGAGAAACAGUUGCUGCUGAUGUUUUGGCAGGUAUAUGUGGUUCCCUGUCAUCUGAGAACAUGAGUUCUUGUAUCACCAGUUCCGCUGAUCCUGCAGAGGGCUACAGGGAAUGGAAGUGCCAGAGAGUUGAGUCUGUAACAGGACGGCCUUUAACAUCCGAUGUGACGCAGAUUGUUGAUGAAGAAACCUGUUCUGAUGAGAGUUGUGGGGAGAUGGAUCCUAGCGAUUGGACAGAUGAGGAGAAGUCUAUCUUCAUACGGGCUGUAUCCACCUAUGGCAAGGAUUUUGCAAUGAUUUCACAGUGUGUUGGAACAAAAUCAAGGAAUCAAUGCAAGGUUUUCUUUAGUAAGGCUAGGAAGUGUCUUGGACUUGAUUUGAUACAUUCUGGGCCUGGAAAUGAUAGAACAUCCAUGGGCAAUGAUGCCAAUGGAGGUGGGAGUGGUUAUGAAGGUGCCUGUAUUUUGGAAACAGGGUCAGGUAUUUGUGGUGAUAAGUUAGGCUCUAAAAUGGAUGAAGACUUGGCAGUGUCUGUUAUUAAGAGAAACAAUGAUGAAUGUGAUCCUGCGGAGACUCUGAACAUGCAAACUGCUCUGAGGCCUGAGGAAAACAACAGGAGGGAACAAGUAGAUCGUAAGGAUGAUGGUGCUCAGGAAAUGACUCUGUCUGAUGUAUGUCAUACAGAGGAUAGGCCUAAGCUAGUUUCAGAUAGUGACAGCAAUACCUUGAAUGGUGUUGAUAGACAGUCUGAGCCACUUUCCGUGCAAAGAAGUGAAAUUAUGUUUGUAAAUAGAGACAAUAUAUCUGAAAAGGCAAUGUCUGUCGCAGAAUCUGUAUCUAUCUCUGAGGGGAAUGAGCCUGAAAUACUUAAUCCUGAACCUGUUGGGAUAAAAUCUGUUGAUGAGGUCUCUUCUGACAGAUUUGGAAAUAAUUUGGAGGGACUAGAGGAUAAAAGCAAUGCAAAUAUAGAUGGUCAAUGUGCCUUGCAAUUUAUUUCAAGUGAUUCAAAUUCAUCUGGGAAUGCUUCACACUUGGCUGCUGAUAGAAGUAGUUCUUCAGGUCUCAGUUUGAACUAUGACUAUCAGCAACACGUUUCUGUCGAGUUGAAUUCCAUGGAAAAGUCUUGUGUCGUCUCAAUGCCGCAGGAAGCUUCUCUCGCUGCUGCAAAGUGUGUUUCGGUGGAUUCUGCUGUCACUCAAGCUGAAAAACCCCAUAAUGUAAAUAGAUUUUCAUCAAAACUGGAUUUUCAGGAAGAUAGGGAUAUGCAGUGUAAUGUUCCUUUAAGUAGGGAUGAGAGUUAUGAGCACCUCAGAGGUCUUCCAUCAUCAACAAAUGUUGAAUCCUCUCAGGUCCUCAGGGGCUAUCCCUUGCAAAUGCCAACCAAGAAAGGGUUGAAUGGUGAUAUCAGUUGUAGAAAUCUGUCAGAAGUUCAGAAGACUUCAACGUCAGACAGGAAUAGCAAAAGUCAUCUUAUGAUGCAGGAAUGCUAUCUUCAGAAGUGUAACAGUUCAAAAGCUCAGCGUUCAUUUGCUGAUUUUCCUCUUAUGUCUCAAAAGAAAGAGCAAGCAAUUGAUCAUUCCAAGACUCACACACACAGUUUAUCAGAUUCAGAGAAACCAAGCAGGAAUGGUGAUUUUAAACUGUUUGGUAAGAUACUUAGCAAUCCAUCAUCUCUGCAGAAGGCAAAUUCCAGUAUGCAUGAGAAUGUUGAGAAAGGGACCCAUCAGCAUAAGUCAUCUAACAAGUCAUCUAACCUCAGAUUCACUAGCCACCACAAUUCAGAUGGAAAUUCUGGCGUCCUGAAGUUUGAUCAUAAUAAUUUUCUUGGCCUUGAGAAUGUUCCAAUGAGGAGUUAUGGUUUUUGGGAUGGAAACAGAAUACAAACUGCAUAUCCCUCUAUGCCCGAGUCUGCUAUAUUACUGGCCAAGUAUCCUGCUGCUUUCAGCAAUUUUCCAACAUCCUCGUCCAAAGUGGAACAGCAGCCAUUGCAGACAGUUGUGAAGAGUAAUGAGCGGAAUGUGAAUGGUGUAUCAGUUUUUCCAACUAGGGAUAUUAGUAGCAGUAAUGGAGUGGUUGAUUAUCAGGUAUAUAGGAGCCGGGAUGGUACUAAGGCACAGCCUUUUACAGUAGAUGUGAAGCAGCGGCCAGACAUAUUUUCUGAGAUGCAGAUACGGAAUGGUUUCGAUGCAAUUUCAAGUUUACAGCAGCAAGGAAGGGGGAUGGUUGGAAUGAAUGUUGUAGGCAGGGGAGGUAUUCUCGUUGGGGGACCAUGCACAGGUGUUUCAGAUCCUGUGGCAGCUAUUAAAAUGCACUAUGCCAAAAGUGAUCAGUAUGUUGGGCAGGCUAGCAGCAUCAUCAGAGAGGAUGAAUCGUGGAGAGGUAAAGGGGACAUAGGCAGGUAGUAGAUGUUGUCAGAGGGCAUCCUUAAAGAAGGCCCUCUGCGGCAAAUUUCUUUCAUUGCCGCACUGUAAUAUAGUUUUUUUAUAUUGUUCAAUGAAAUGAUAGGGCGAUAGAAUGGUUAUCACAAGUCGGUCUUUUUGAUAAAAUAUUGUAGGUGCUUGUAAUAUUCCAGCAGCUUUGUAUUUGUUGUAUUUGAUGGAAAUACAGAAAUAAUCUGUGAAAUUUGGGAAGGUUUCCAGUUCCA
Ziziphus jujuba (common jujube) is the source of this 6159-nucleotide messenger RNA. RefSeq lists its product as uncharacterized. The record is from RefSeq and is a predicted model, not a curated record. The transcript is spliced from 5 exons. NCBI's taxonomy places the organism in Eukaryota, Viridiplantae, Streptophyta, Magnoliopsida, Rosales, Rhamnaceae. The coding region runs from base 686 to 5917 and encodes 1743 amino acids.